GAUAUUUUUGAUAAAUUUUGUGUAUUUAAUGACUUGAUGAAAAUUAUACACGCUUUCAAAAUUGUAUUCUUAUUAUUUACAUCAGACCCUAAAUACUUAUACUUUAGAUAAUUGUAGGAAAUUAAUCUUUCAAUAAUAAUUUUGUCGGUUUAGAUUAUAAUAAAUAAACAUCUACACUUGUGUUAAGGCCAACAUUCAUUAUUAAUUUUUGAUAUCGAAGUAUCAAGUUCAAAUAAUCCAGUAUUUAUUAUUUGAGAUUAAAAUGUCAACAGGUAUUUAUGUUUACAUUGUUUGGUAAGUGAACAUGAAAAAGAAUUACCUAAGAAAUUUAAAGUUCUAGUCAUAAAAAAGUUAUAAAUCAAGUUCUAGGUAAAUUAAUAUAAAACACGUAGGUCAUUUUCAAAUUUUAAGUGUUCAUCAUGACGAUUCCAACAAAUAUUAUUUUGUUGCUGUGUUUAAUAUUUGCAGUCAUUGAAAAUGACGCAGUUAAUGAUUGUAAUAGUGAACUAGUGGCUCUUGUACAGAUAUUUAGGCAUGGGGAGAGAUCACCCAUCACAUUUUACUCAACUGAUCCAUAUGCAAAUGCAGCUUACUGGGAAGAUCUUGGCGGUGAGCUAACUAACCGAGGAAAGCGUCAACAUGAAGCUCUUGGUCAACACACGCGAAAUGUAUAUUCUGAUUUCCUUCCUACAAGAUUCAAUUCCAAUGUAUUAUACGCUACUACAACCGACGUACACAGGACUCACAUGUCUGGCCAGUGCAAUCUUUAUGGUAUGUUUCCAGCAGUAGGUAACAACAUCUGGAAGGAAAACCUUAACUGGCAGCCGAUUCCGCUUCAUCAAGCAGAUCCAUAUAUAUUUAAUGGAAAUCCAGUUGACUGUCCAAACUAUGACCUAGUGUAUGCUGACUUGUGGCUGCGGAAACCAUAUGCAGCGCUUUUAAACAAAUAUCAAAGUGUGUUUGAAUAUCUAACUGAACAUACUGGUGAUAAUGUAACAGAUUUUUUAAGCGCUCUCACAGUUCAUGAUUGUUUGCUGAUCGAAGAUGGUGUUGGUUAUGAACUGCCUGAAUGGGCUAGUGAAGUCUAUCCUGAACCUUUAGCAACAAUAGCAGGGAUUGGCUAUAAGUCUUUGACUGAUACACUUGAACUACAACAAUUUUAUUGUGGAACACUCGUCAACGACAUCGUAGAAUACCUUGAUGCUAAGAUCUCGAACCCGCUGGAUGUAGAGCAAUAUCGAAUAUACAGCGGACAUGACUCCAAUAUUGCAGCGCUCCUAAAUACUUUCGGAGCAUUUGAUGAACCCUAUUCCCCAGCUUUUGCAAGUACCAUUUACAUUGAAUUAAGACAGCGCGAAUCCGACGACCUCUUUGUGAAUGUAUAUAGCAAGAAUAACGAUGAUAUUAAGAAGAUAUCAGUUCGGAACUGCGCUUCUGAUUGUCCUUUUGCUCAAUUUAAGGAGCAGUUAUCAAAUGUUGUACUAGAUGUCGGUACUUUUAAAGAAAUGUGCAAAGUCUCCGACACAAAUAUUGUAAUAACUGAGCAGCACAAAAAAAUUAUUGACAGUUAUAGAAAAAUAAAAAAGUUAUUCUCUUAGUAUUAUUUUUAAAUAUAAAACUAAUAAAGGUUGGUAAAAUUCCA
Diabrotica virgifera virgifera (western corn rootworm) is the source of this 1642-nucleotide messenger RNA. Its product is annotated as lysosomal acid phosphatase. The transcript is spliced from 4 exons. Gene Ontology annotation, molecular function: phosphatase activity. NCBI's taxonomy places the organism in Eukaryota, Metazoa, Arthropoda, Insecta, Coleoptera, Chrysomelidae. Gene Ontology annotation, biological process: dephosphorylation. The record is from RefSeq and is a predicted model, not a curated record. Bases 420 to 1598 code for a protein of 392 amino acids.